This is a messenger RNA of Cucurbita moschata (crookneck pumpkin), 1104 nucleotides long. Its product is annotated as DNA-directed RNA polymerases II and IV subunit 5A-like. The transcript has 5 exons. Gene Ontology annotation, biological process: DNA-templated transcription. The coding region runs from base 262 to 882 and encodes 206 amino acids. Lineage: Eukaryota; Viridiplantae; Streptophyta; Magnoliopsida; Cucurbitales; Cucurbitaceae. The record is from RefSeq and is a predicted model, not a curated record. Gene Ontology annotation, molecular function: DNA binding; DNA-directed RNA polymerase activity. Gene Ontology annotation, cellular component: RNA polymerase III complex; RNA polymerase I complex; RNA polymerase II, core complex.
AAACAGAAAGCCCUAAACCCUUCUUCGCGCCGGUUCCUCCUCCUUUUGUCGCUCAUCUUCUUCUUCUUCACGCCGGUUCCUCUUCCUUUUUAGCAGCUCAGUUUCACCGCCGUCGCCGCUGUCUUUCUUCCGUGCCGGCUCCUCCUCCUUUUUAGCAGCUCAGUGUCACUGCCGUCGCCGCCGUCUUUCUUCCGUGCUUUCUGCUGCCGUGUCACUCCUAGCGGCUUGCACCUAUUUAUCGUUGUUACUGCCACAAACAAGAUGGUGCUAUCAGAGGAGGAAAUCACCAGGCUUUUCAGAAUUCGAAAAACUGUUCUACAAAUGCUAAAAGACCGAGGUUAUUUUGUUGGAGACUUUGAGAUCGACAUGUCAAGAGAGCAAUUUAAGCAUAAAUAUGGUGAAAGCAUGAAAAGAGAAGAUGUUGUUAUUAAUAAAGCUAAGAGAAAUGAUAGCUCUGAUCAGAUAUACGUUUUCUUCCCGGAAGAACAGAAGGUUGGUGUCAAGACAAUGAAAACAUAUACGAACCGCAUGAAAACGGAGAAUGUUUUUAGAGCGAUAUUGGUCGUUCAACAGAAUUUGACCCCUUUCGCUCGUACCUGUAUAAGUGAAAUAUCUUCCAAAUUCCACUUGGAAGUUUUCCAGGAAGCGGAAUUGCUUGUUAAUGUCAAAGAUCACGUUCUUGUUCCCGAGCACCAGUUACUUACUAAUGAAGAGAAAAAAACACUACUGGAGAGAUAUACUGUGAAAGAAACACAGCUACCACGCAUACAGGUGACCGACCCAGUUGCAAGAUAUUACGGGCUGAAGCGUGGACAAGUCGUGAAGAUCAUCAGACCAAGUGAGACUGCAGGAAGAUAUGUUACUUACAGAUAUGUUGUCUGAGUAUGCUUAAUAUUUUGCAAUUGAAGAUGCGACAUAUGAGUUCCCCUUGGGUUGUGAUAUCUUAUUAGGUGAGUUGAAGAAGAAUUUGGGGAACUUUUGUUUUCAGGAUUUAGAUGGGACCUUCAUAGUAUUAGUAGUGUUGUACACUAAGUUCAUUCUUAUGAACAUGAUAUUACCUUAUGGAAGAUUCAAUAUUUCUAUUGAAGGCCACUUUUUGCGUAU